CCUAGUUCUGUCGCCUAACAAAACCGAUCCAGUCUGAUUGAAACCAAACGAAAAAGGACCGCGCUUCUUGGUGACCACUCGGAAUUCUAAUGUUUUAAUUCAAGUGCUCAGUGUUGCCAGUUUUGAUGGCGAUUCAAUAAUAUUUUGGUAGGUUAACACAUGCCGAAAGUGUUGUAAUGUUGAUGUUGUGAUCUAAAUAUUGGCGAUCGCAAAAUGUUUCAAAAACAACAAAUUUUAUGGUUCACGAUAUCCCUUUUUGUCGUAUGCGAACCGAAACAAUGUGACCAGACACCCCCGCAAGCAUCAGUACAAGAGCCGAGCGAAAAUAAAGGGACAUUCAAAAUGAUUAUAGAGACCAAAAUGCAAAACCUAUCCUACUUACCGGAUCAGACAUACGUUGUGACCCUCAUGUCGACGAGUGCCUUGCAUCCGUUCAGAUGGUUCAUGAUAACUGCCGAAGACCCAGACAUGGACAACAGUACCCAUGGGGUCACAUCACCACCAGUGGACGUGGGCAGGUUGAAAACCUUGGACACAGAGACGGGGAGAAAGUCAAGGUACAGCGAAAGGUGUUUCAAUUCCGUGGAGAAUAUGGACAAUUCCGACAAGUACAGAGUGGAUAUUCACUGGAUCUCACCGAAGCAGAAUGACAAAAAAUCCAAACAAAAAGUCCGUCUAAGGGCAAUGGUGGCAGAAAACGAAGAGGUCUGGUACAUGAAUGAUGAACAUCUGGUGAUACUUCUUCAUAAAGACAACCGUCCUCCCAUAGAUAGCCCGCCUACCACGCCCGUCGAAGUCUGCAAUCUGUGCAGUGAAGCCAGAUAUGAGGUGAUUUUCAACGGCAAGUGGUCUAGAGUGUCCCACCCCCACCAGUACCCCAGUAAACCUGAUGAAAACGGCUACACCCACAUGGUUGGUGCGUCCCACUCGGCGUACUACGUGCUAUGGCAGCAGGGUGUAGAAGCCAGCGAUGGACUCAUCCAACUGGUGGUCAACGCUGACCCUACGGUACUGGAACGAGAAAUUAUUGAAAAGAUGUCGGAAAAGAAUGGAACCCGUACGCUAAUAAGGGGUAAGAGACGGCACCACCCUUACAUGUUCGAAGCAUCUCACUCCCUCUUCAGGGUGGACAGGUUCCACCACCAGUUCUCCAUAGUGGUGGGGAUGAGGCCGUCACCUGAUUGGUUCCUGGGCACUUCCAAUUUCGAGCUGUGCACUCCCGAUGGUUGGUUCAGCAACGCCAGGAUACCACUUUACCCUUGGGAUGCGGGUGUAAUGGACGGAGUGUCAUACGAGUCACAAACAGCAGUAACCACCCCGACAGACCACAUUAACAGGGUGGAAGUUGGCUCAUUCAACAAGGAAUCCCCCUUCUACCAGAUGAACUUAAAUGACUUGAAACCCUUUGCUUACCUAGAGGUCAGGCUAUUGGACACAUACCAAUUGAUCGGAGAAGAAUGUUCUGAAGAAAACAAACAAACUGAAGAGACGGAAAUACCGCAACAUGACGACACAGUCGAAGAAACUGAAGAGUAUCCUCGAUUAGGAGAGUCUAAACAGAGAGUGACUUGCAUGGAAAAUUGGGGGGAAUGGUCACAGUGCAUCCCCUACUACGGAUCUUGUGGUAUGGGCAUCCAGACUAGAAGGAAACUUGCGAUUGAAGAGCGUUAUGCUGGACAGUUGUACAGAGAAUUCUAUGAUCGAGACAGUCUUAGCAGCGGUUGUUAUGGAGAUGAAGAUGCAACUAUGGUGCAAAAUCAAGAGUGUUAUGUUAAUUGUUAACCAUUCAUGUAAUAUUUCCCCUAUAAAAUUAAGCGAGUAAUGUGAAGGAAAAUUGUAAUAUCUUAAUAAAAGUAUAAGUAAA
Chilo suppressalis (striped riceborer) is the source of this 1864-nucleotide messenger RNA. The record is from the annotation of a GenBank genome assembly. Lineage: Eukaryota; Metazoa; Arthropoda; Insecta; Lepidoptera; Crambidae.